Messenger RNA from Solanum lycopersicum (tomato), 2642 nucleotides. RefSeq lists its product as uncharacterized. Lineage: Eukaryota; Viridiplantae; Streptophyta; Magnoliopsida; Solanales; Solanaceae. The record is from RefSeq and is a predicted model, not a curated record.
ACAAAGUUAGUUAUACGUACUUUGCUUAUUUUCUAUUUUUUUUUCAAUUCGGCAGCUAACAUUUGUACAGUUAAUCACAACCGUUAAAUUACGCAUCGCCGGCGAUCUGUAAACUCCGAUCACCUCUCCGUGAUCUGACUAACAAUGUCAUGGUUGGCUCGAUCAAUCGCCAACACCCUGAAUCUGGACGACGACACAAACGUCGUCGUUCCACCUCCUAAUCCAGAUCACUCCACUGACAAUCCAAAACCGGAAAAUCAUCAACAGACAGAGGAUUCAUCUUCACCGACAUCGCCUUCACGUGGCGUCAAAGAGGAUCUCUCGGAGCUAACUAAAACACUAACCAGUCAAUUUUGGGGAGUCGCAUCAUUUCUAGCUCCACCGCCACAAUCCGAUUCAUAUAAGCCUAUUGAUAACUCCAAAUCGGAUCUUCAUGAGGAGGAAUCCGACCCGGCGGCGGGGAUUGUAGGUUUGCAGACUGACUUUGCUGAAAUCGGUGGGAAGUUCAGGAGCGGAAUAUCUUCACUGUCGAGUAAUAUGGCGGUGUCAGAAAUUACUAAAAUGGCUUCGAAUUUACUGCAGUUGGGACCGGAAGAGGAGGAAAGCUAUGAUAUGGAGAAAGGUGUUGUCGGUGUUACGGAAGAAGUAGUGGCUUUCGUUAGGGACAUUUCGAUGCAUCCUGAAACUUGGUUGGAUUUCCCUUUGCCUGAAAAUGAAGAUGUUGAAGAUUUCUACUUGUCUGAUGCACAGCAAGAGCAUGCAUUAGCUGUUGAACAACUUGCCCCAAGAUUACCUGCUUUGAGAAUUGAGCUCUGUCCAAUUUACAUGAAUGAAGCGCGCUUUUGGGAGAUCUACUUUGUACUUCUUCACCCUCGACUGGAUAAGCAAGAUGCUAAGCUUUUGUCAACACCACAGGUUCUCAAAGCCAGGGCCUCAUUGGCACAAGAGUUGCAUAAGCGAACUAAGCCAAUAGAAGAAGACUGGCCAGUGAAGAGGACUUCUGAAUCAAAUGACAGAAAUAACUCUCGGCAUGAAGAGAUUGUCUCAGUGCCGUCCACUGCGCUUUCUGCAGAUGUGGUUCAUGAGAUGUCUAGUGUGGAAUCGAGCACUUUUACUGCAGUACCUGUCCCUGCUACCGAGAAGCAGCCUGUCCUUAGUAGUGAAAGCCAAGUUGUUGACAAACCAGUGGUUGAAGGAGAACUUGUUACCCAUGGUAAUGUUGAAAAGCAACCUGUUAUUAGCCAUGAAAUCCAAAUUGUUGACAAACCAGUGGUUGAAGGAGGACUUAUUACCCAUAGUAAUGUCGAAAAGCAGCCUGUGAUUAGCCGUGAAAUCCAAAUUGUUGACAAACCAGUGGUUGAAGGAGGACUUAUUACCCAUAGUAAUGUUGAAAAGCAGCCUGUCGUUAGCAGUGAAAUCCAAAUUAUUGACAAACCAGUUGUUGAAGGUGGAGUUGCUACCCAUAAGAAUGUUGAAAAGCAGCCUGCGAUUAGCAGUGAAAUCCAAAUUGUUGACAAAUCUGUGGUUGAAGGAGGACUUGCUACCCAUAAGAAUGUUGAAAAACCACAAUCUGUUUCCACUAUUAAGUUACAAGAGAGUGACGGAGAUGAUGGUGAUGAUUGGUUAAAGGAAGAAGGCACAGAAUUUGUAGGUGUUAGUAAGACCACCAUUCCGAUUGACAAUGAGGAGGAUGUAUCAUUUAGUGAUCUUGAAGAGGACGACAUGGACGUGCCUGAAAAUGUCUAGAAAGUAAAUUACAGUUUUGAUAAAGACUCUCAAGAUUGUGUUAAGGAGAGAAAAGCUCCACCAACUUGUCAAAAAUGCCAACUUUUUUCGAUCCACCACAUAAACGUCCAUACCGCUGAUAACAAAGAGCCCAGCGACUGGCUGAGUGUUGAUGAAUGAUGGCAUUGAGGUUGCUUGAUACAAAGUAAGAUUUUGAAUAUAGUUUUCCUCCCACUCAUUUCUUUUUUAUGUUGUGAAUAGGUUUUUUGGUUCUAAAUGCUGAACUCUUUGCUCUCUGGGGGUAAUGAUUCUAUAACAUUAAGUUUGUACAUAGAACACGAAAUGAAAAAUUACUAUUUUUUAAAAAUUAUGUUUGGCACUGCCGAGCCAAUGAAGGGAGGUCGAUUGAAUCACCGAUCUGGUUUAGUAUCAAGGUGAUUCUUUUUAUGUUCCUAUAUAUAUGGGUCGGUGCAGCAUUUCCACGAUACCAUUAUGAUCGAUUAAUGGGACUUCCUUCCAAUCCAAGUCGGCGAAGCCUCCCCUAUAUCUAACCACCGCGCACCCCCAUCAAAUAUUAGCAUAAAGACGGAUAUUCCUUGCUAAUUAUCAGAAAAUCACUUAUUCACAAACUUCGUGUGGGAAAGUAAUUUUCAUAGAAAACCCUUCAAAAUAAUUUGGAGGGGCAACUCCAAACCUAUUUCUAUUUUUUCCUCUAGACUCUAUAUUUGAAGGGGUGAAUACUUUGAAAAAUUAUUGAAUGUCUUUGUAAAAGGAUCCAUUUAACCCAUUUUCUCACCUCAUUUGUGAUCAUGAGUAUCACCGGUAUUAAAUGUUUUUUUUUCUUUUUUAUUUAUCAGUUUUUCAUGUCUAUUCGAUUUCUUAGUAAAGUGAUAGUGGAAUGGAGAUCAUCUGCUUCA